GUUUGCUUCACAUCCCGUUAUGUUUACCAAUUUAAGUGUGUGUGUGUGUAUGGUCACAUAUACAUAGGGAGGGGUGAUCGUGAUCUCAAAAUUAGGAUGUGUAAACAUGUACCUAAAUGUUUGCAAAAACAAAUAGAAUCAGAUGACCCAUCCUCUAUUGCCAAACACAUCAUUGAAAAAAGUCAUAAGAUUGAUCAUAACUCGGUUUUUGUAUAGUGUUGUACAAAAGUUCAAAAGGGCGUAUGCUAAGGUUUAUUUAAGCCUUAGCCAUAAGAAAAUUCAACCCCCCUCUGUGUAUUCAAAAACAGUUUGUUCUCAACAUAAAUCUACCCUUGUAAUGUUAGCUAAUUAUCCAGAGUGUUGAGGUUUCAAAUUGUUUUUACAUUAUUCACAUUAUCCUUGUCUUCUCUUACCUUCCAUUUCGAAUCUAGUUGACCUUAGCAUUUAUAUAAUAUGUGAUCAGAUUGUUCGAAAUGUAUUGCGCUAAUAUAUCGUCACAUAGUUCCGAUAAUGUUCAUCUUAUUACAUUAUCGAAAUUUAUCAAAGGUACUAAUUACGUUAAAUUGAUUAUUAAGAACAGACAACAUAAAUCAGUAUUAAUUUAGUAUAAAUUUUACAUUAUCUUUCAGAGCUCUAAAUGAACUUCCAUGGGUUUGGUAUCAAAUUCAUUGUGCUUGAAUCAUCAUAACGAUCAGCUUUACAUUCAACAACCAACUGUAGGAAAGAACAAACUAAUUCCCAGUGGAGGAAGAAAUCAGGAAGAAGCACUGGAAGUGGAUGGUGCACACAUUGAGGAAAGCACCGAACUACGUAACAAGACAAGCCCUCACAUGGAAUCCUGUAGGCCAAAGGAAAAGAGGAAGACCAACGAACACAUUACGCCGGGAAAUGGAGAUAGACAUGAGAAAAAUGAACAAGAAUUGGAUGCAAUUAGAAAAGAAGGCCCAGGACAGAGUGGGUUGGAGAAUACUGGUCAGCGGCCUAUACUCCAUUAGGAGCAACAGGCGUAAGUAUGUAUAUAUAAUGAGGCUUUUUAUGUUAUAAAAAAGAAAAGAAAGUGUACCAUUUGAAUUUCAUCAUCUUUUUUUUUUCUCUAAUAAUUUAACAUUACGGUCUAAAGUUUUAACUUGAAAUAAAAAAUCAGUGGGAGAUAUAGUGAAUUUAAAGUCAUGGCAGUAGAAUUCAAAACGCAAGUUUCAUUCAGCUCGUUAUACC
Messenger RNA from Schistosoma haematobium, 1215 nucleotides. RefSeq lists its product as uncharacterized. The record is from RefSeq and is a predicted model, not a curated record. The transcript has 2 exons. Lineage: Eukaryota; Metazoa; Platyhelminthes; Trematoda; Strigeidida; Schistosomatidae. The coding region runs from base 648 to 995 and encodes 115 amino acids.